AUUCAGAAAAAAAAUAAAAUACAGCAGCUCUACUCCAGAGAUAUCUUCUCUACAGCAACUUCUAUACCCUCUCGGACUACUCCUUGCCAAUGGUUGGACGAUCAGACUCUGUCACCGAGGCACCUGCCGGAAAGACCGUUCUCGCCAGCUCGGUCGCCAAAAUCUACACCGGUGAGAUCAAGAAAGGAAUUGAGGCUCUAGGCCGUAAGCCUAAGCUUGUCGGGUUCCUUGCAAACACCGAUCCAGCGGCUCGCAUGUACGCCGACUGGACCGGCAAGACCUGUCAAGAGACCGGCUUCGAUUUUGAGCUCCGGGAGGUCGACAAGGAAGAGCUCGAGGAUGCUAUUUUCCAGGCGAACGAGGACGACGCUGUGGACGGAAUCAUGAUUUAUUUCCCGGUCUUUGGAAAUCGCCAGGAUCAGUAUCUCCAGCAGGUCGUGUCGAAGGAUAAAGACGUCGAGGGACUCUCUCAUAUAUACAUCCAGAAUCUAUACCACAACACUCGCUAUCUCGAUAGCGAACAGACCAAAAAGAGCAUUCUGCCAUGCACACCGCUUGCGCUCGUCAAGAUCCUAGAGUACCUCGGCGUCUACAACAUGCUUCUACCUUACGGCAACCGUCUAUACGGCAAGACCGUCACCAUCGUCAACCGUAGCGAAAUCGUCGGUCGCCCUCUGGCUGCCCUUCUCGCAAACGAUGGCGCGGUCGUGUACUCUUUUGACAUUGAUGGCGUGCAGAUGUUCAACCGUGGAGACGGCAUCAAGCUCCGUAGACAUCGCGUGGCUGAUGUCGAGAUCAAACUCGAAGAGGCUGCCAGACUCUCGGACGUUAUCAUCACCGGUGUUCCUUCUGAAUCAUACAAGUUUCCUACCGAGUCUAUCAAAGACGGUGCCGUGUGCGUCAACUUCUCUACCGCAAAGAACUUUGAUCCAUCAGUGAAGACAAAGGCGGCGCUAUACGUUCCUUCGAUCGGAAAAGUCACCAUCACAAUGCUGAUGCGUAACCUUCUUCGUCUGAUCGACAACAAAGCAAAGACCGUCGCGUCUGCUUAAAGUAAAGGUGUAGAAGUUGAUAUACAUAAAAAGUGGAGUAGGGUAUUGUAAGAGGGUGGUGGUUUGGCGUGCAUUUUGGUAAUUAUUAUAAAAGUUUUGUGUAUAGAAUAGAAGAAAGACAGGU
This is a messenger RNA of Myxozyma melibiosi, 1176 nucleotides long. Its product is annotated as tetrahydrofolate dehydrogenase/cyclohydrolase. The transcript has 3 exons. Gene Ontology annotation, molecular function: methylenetetrahydrofolate dehydrogenase (NADP+) activity; methylenetetrahydrofolate dehydrogenase (NAD+) activity. The coding region runs from base 90 to 1052 and encodes 320 amino acids. NCBI's taxonomy places the organism in Eukaryota, Fungi, Ascomycota, Lipomycetes, Lipomycetales, Lipomycetaceae. Gene Ontology annotation, biological process: purine nucleobase biosynthetic process. Gene Ontology annotation, cellular component: cytosol. The record is from RefSeq and is a predicted model, not a curated record.